Messenger RNA from Coturnix japonica (Japanese quail), 2087 nucleotides. RefSeq names its product small nuclear RNA activating complex polypeptide 5 (gene SNAPC5). NCBI's taxonomy places the organism in Eukaryota, Metazoa, Chordata, Aves, Galliformes, Phasianidae. Gene Ontology annotation, biological process: transcription by RNA polymerase II; transcription initiation at RNA polymerase III promoter. The record is from RefSeq and is a predicted model, not a curated record. Gene Ontology annotation, cellular component: nucleus.
GCGCUGCCGCGGCGCUGGUCGGGAGCGGCGCGUCGCAGCGGGCGCAGGAUGCUGAGCCGGCUGCAGGAGCUGCGCAGGGAGGAGGAGACGCUGCUCAGGGUGAAGGCGGCGCUGCACGAGCAGCUCACGCGGCUCAAGGUGGAGGAGCUGGCGCUGCAGUCCAUGAUCCGCUCCCGAGACGAGGACGUGGCCGCCGCCCCGGGCGGGGGGGACCCGCAGCAGAUUCUCGGGCAGAUGGACAACGAGGCCGCUAUCAAUCAAACCGAGUUACAGCUGAGUAUUCGAGACUAUGAAGAGGUGGAAGAGGAGGAGGAAUCGGAUUCUUGAGAGAGAGAAGAGUCAAAGGUGGUUUUUAACACAGACUCAGGAAUUCCAUCUUGGUUCUUGCUGGCAGAUCCUCGUGCUGUGCUGUGUGGGUUUAUGACACACAGGGCCCAGGAUUGGCAGAUUCUGAAUUAGAUGUUAAACGAAUGAGAACUCGCUGCACCAGAAUGUAGCAUAAUCCAUUUUGCAAACCUAAUGUGUAGCUUAUGACAUCUUUAUACAAGGUAAGAGUCGUUAAUUAAGUCAGACUAAUUUAACACAGUGAAAGCAAUAAUUCGUCUAUUCUUGUUUGCUGUUGCUGAAAAACAAAACCAGGCCGCAGAGGCUGGUUGUGAACCAAGGAUUUUAUCACAACCUCACUUGUUUAAACAGGGACUUUAAGGACAGGCAGCGAGGAAAGAUGUGUCCUGCGUUGUCUCCAGGCUUCCUGCUGCAGCGCUCAAAGCUCCACAGGUAACUCAGCAUCCAGGUGCUGUAAGCGUGACCCAUAGGAGCUGCAGUUGUUCUCAGCAGAAGCAGACGCUGCACUGCUGCACUCAGACUGAGUGCAGUAGCAGGGAGCUCUUGUCCCCACAGGUGCUGUUCUGAAGUACUGUCAGGCUGCUGUAACAGCCACGUUUUUCUUACUUUCUUUCAGCAUAGCAGCCAAUUUGGCCUUUUAUUUUUCCACAAACUGUACGGUAAGAAUUAGUCCGUAGCAGUUGUAAUAAGGUACUAAUAUUUCUAAAUUAGUUCUUUUUCCCUUACAGUGCAUCUGUAGUUCACUGCCAGUCUGCCUCCACUUUCAAGUUAAAUAUAAGCAGUAUGAGAAAUUAAAACUUACUUAGAAAGUGAUGCAAAGUCCCUUCCUUGGUGUCUGUAAUGGUACGGUGAGAAGCUCACACUGCUCCUGUAGGUACACAGCGUGCUCUUCCUUCUUGUGGAGCAGCUGGUUAUUGGUCAGUUCUUAAAGACUUGUUUUGAAGCAAAAUCAAGCUCUGUUGAGCUGAUGAAAAGCAGGCAAGUAAAAAUAAUAUCCUUUGCCACUUUAUCCAACUGUCUUAUUAAAAAUGUAGCCACGGCAAUCCAGGUUGUUCACUGCACAGCCAGCUAAAGGUGCUAUUGCUGUCUCUGGCGUUAACAGCUCAGAGGAGAUAAAUUCAACCAUUACCUGGAGUUUGCCUUUAAGAGCAGGGAGAGAACUUAGGAAAUACCCGGUAUCCUGGGUGUCAUCAGCAUGCUUGAUUCAACCUCCGCUCUGUUUGAAGGGAGGUUAUUUGGCUCUUAUUUGAUAGUAGCUGCAGGAACAGAAAUUUAGAAUGUUAAUUCCAGCUUCAUCCUGUACUAAAGACUAUUUGUUUGUUUGACAAGUCUGCAUGUCUUAAUGAAAGAGCUUAGAAUGUGAGUUCAAAACGUUUGGCAAAGCCUUCCUGAGGCUCACAGGAGAAAAAUAAAAAGCCUGAGCAAGAAAUGUUCUGGUUCAGAGUGUCAAAUGGAUCCUUUGGAGCUGUGGUUCCACCCCCAGAGACAAACUUUGACCCUUGAAGAAACGCUGUGUGGCCUCAGCACGUUACCAAAUAGUUUUCAUGUCUGUACUGUGUCAUCUUUCUUCCUGCUGCCUUUUCUGAACCAGGUCCUUUGAAAUGAAGUCCAGCAAACUGCUCUCCAUGUUGCAAUUAAGUCCUGUUGCUGCUUUCCAACUACAUGUAACUGUACUUGCAGUGUUUGAAUUACUGCUGUAAGUGGCACAAAGAAGAAAAAUUAAAAGUCAUCCACAUACUGCA